This is a messenger RNA of Onthophagus taurus, 5570 nucleotides long. Its product is annotated as phospholipid-transporting ATPase VD. NCBI's taxonomy places the organism in Eukaryota, Metazoa, Arthropoda, Insecta, Coleoptera, Scarabaeidae. Gene Ontology annotation, molecular function: ATPase-coupled intramembrane lipid carrier activity; ATP binding; magnesium ion binding. The record is from RefSeq and is a predicted model, not a curated record. Gene Ontology annotation, cellular component: plasma membrane. Gene Ontology annotation, biological process: phospholipid translocation.
GAUUGAUAAAAAAUAAGCCACGUGUAUAGGUACCCAUACAUAUUUGUUAAAGUCGUUGUACAUUUGACGUUUACCGUGUGGUAUUAAGUGGGGGAAACGUCAGAUGAGCCGUCAACCGCCAGUUGUGUAUUGGACGUUUAAGUGUGUUGUUGCUUCUUAAACGCAGGGUACCGAUAAGUAACUAUUUGCGUAUGUUACUGAAAGACUGAUGAAGAAAUAAUUUAGAAGAAAAAUUAUUAAAUAUGCCACGUGUUAGAAGAUAGGGUGCAGCCUCCGGGGGGGCCUCGUAAUGCUAGAAACGAAACGAUGUCCGGUCUUUCUGGCAAUAACGGUGCCUCACGCGCCGAAAGUUCAGUGCACUGCUCCACUUACACAUUCCCUCAAGAAAUCCGGGAUGUUAAAGGCCACGGUCGGAGUGCUAGCCACGGCGGGGGCGCAAGUCUCGCAGGCAGCAGCUCCGCAAAUAUUGUCGCCGGUCGUCCGUCAGCGCUUAAGACGACGAGGGGUCACCAAAGGGCUUUCUCACAAGGACAAAUACCGGAUAGUUCGGUUAGACCGGGUCACAGCAGGGUCGGUUCAAAAACUGAUUUUAUUCUCCCGCCGGGACACAAAGAAACGGAGACCGGGGGUCCGGUCACCACGCGAUCAUCUUUAAAGGGUCACUCUAGACAAGCAUCCAGAUCAGAGUCCAUCUACACAUUAAGAAGGAGCGCUCCUCCGUCGAUGUGGAGGCGAUUGAUGUGCUUGGUUCUGAGAAGGUCUCCUAGAUACGAACAGGAAGAACGGUUCAGGAUAAUAGUGCCCAAUCACACAGUGCCUCCGAAAACCCCGAACAAGGACCACCCGAAUGGGAAACGGCCGAACAACAAAAUCCGAACGACCAAGUACACAUUAUUAUCGUUUUUACCUAGAAACCUUUUGGAACAGUUUCAUAGAGUCGCAAAUUUGUACUUUAUUUUUAUCGUGCUGCUAAAUUGGUUCCCUGCCAUCAACGCCUUCGGGAAAGAGAUCGCUAUGAUUCCCGUGCUAUUUGUGCUCGGUGUGACCGCCGUUAAAGACUUGUUUGAAGAUAGAAGGCGUUACGCUAGUGAUAAGAGGAUAAAUAAUUCGACUUGCAGAAUUUAUCACAGUGAAGCUGAUAGAUAUAAAAAAGUUUUAUGGAAAGAUGUACGUGUUGGCGAUCUCAUCCAUCUCUCAAACAACGAAGUAGUUCCUGCUGAUAUCUUAUUAUUGAGGAGCAGCGAUCCAAACGGACUUUGCUACAUCGAUACAGGCCAUUUGGAUGGUGAAACGAACUUAAAACAACGACAAGUCGCUAGAGGAUUCGUCGAGAAGCAACAUCGAUUUCAACCAAAUUUGUUUAAAAGCAAAAUAGAAGUGGAACCUCCAACCACGAAAAUCUAUCGAUUUCACGGUGCCAUAAUUCACGAGACCGCCGAACGAAUCCCAGUUGGAACGGAAAACCUUCUUCUUAGAGAAUGUUUAUUGAAAAAUACCGAUUAUGUCGAAGGAAUCGUCGUUUACGCCGGUCACGAGACGAAAGCUAUGCUUAACAACGGCGGCCCACGUUACAAAAGGUCGAGUUUGGAAAAGCAAAUGAACCAGGAUGUGAUCUGGUGUGUACUCACCCUUAUUAUAUUAUGCGUAAUUGGCGCGAUUGGGUGUAAGGUAUGGUUAGUAGCGGCCGAAAAUAUGGGAGAACCUUUCAUUUCUGAUACAUUUUCAUCAUCUGGGGAAGCGUUUUUAGCAUUUUGGACUUAUGUGAUUAUUUUACAGAUACUCAUUCCUUUAUCAUUAUACGUAACAUUAGAAAUGUGUAAAAUAAUCCAAGUUUACCACAUCCACAACAACGUAGAUCUUUACGAUCCAGUUACAAAUAAACGGACUCAAUGUCGAGCUUUGAAUAUAACCGAAGAAUUGGGUCAAAUUCAAUACAUAUUUUCGGAUAAAACGGGCACUUUAACUGAAAAUCGAAUGAUAUUCCGGCAUUGCUCUAUAGCAGGAGUCGAUUACGAACAUCCGCAAUUAGUGGACGAAUUAGAAACGAACGGUGGUUUAAAUAAACUCACUUCGCUUUCGGUGGUUUGUAAUCCAAAAUUAAUCGAAGAUUUAAGUAGUGCAUCGUCGCUUCACGAACACGUCUUAACCCCAAAGCAAAUUCACGCAUCUCGUGCCCAGGAAUUUUUAAUAAUGCUAGCGGUUUGUAACACAGUCGUUUGCUCACAUCAUCCCCACGUCGAUAUGAUGAAUGAAAGCGGAACUAUAGAACAACAACAAAUUGAAACCAAUUUCGAUGAUAACAGUAAUAAUGAUCGAUAUAGGAGAUUGGCGGAAUCUAGAUCGGUAACACCAUCGCCACCUUUAACAUCAACAUCGAACGUUUAUCUCGGCGGGGAUCGAAGGCAACACGUUCCUUCAUUAACUCCGAUUUCCGACACAUCACCGACCACAACCGAACUAAACCCGGAUUUAACAACGAAAAUGUCAAUUAUUAAACCGAAAAGAAUGAUCCCAACAUUAUUUUUAUCGAAACGAAACGGAACGAAUUUAACUGACGAACAAAAGUUAAAAAUGAAUCUAUCAUCAACGCCCUCACCAAAAGAUUCCAAGCCGAUUUAUGAAGCCGAAAGCCCCGAUGAAUUAGCAUUGGUCGAUACCGCUUAUAAUUACGAGUUUAAAUUAAAAAAACGAUCACCAGGUUUAUUAACGGUGCAAAUACCAGGAGAUGGACGAUUAGAAUUUGAGAUUCUAGCUGUUUUACCAUUUGAUUCCGUAAGAAAAUGUAUGUCGGUUAUUGUGAAACACCCCAUCACGAAAAGAAUUAUUUUAUAUUGUAAAGGUGCUGAUUCAACCAUUUUAACUCGUAUGGCACCGAUUGAAGAUGAUUCUGAACAAAAACAUAUCAUAACGCGAACUCAACAGCAUUUAAAUAGCUACGCUAGAAAAGGUUUAAGGGUUUUGGUGAUGGCCAAGAGGGUAUUAACGCUUCAAGAAUACAACGAUUGGUCGAGAAAACAUCAAGAAGCGGAAUUAGCUCACGAUAAUGUUGAAAGAAAAUUAAGAGAUGUUUACGGAUUAAUUGAAAGUAAUUUAACCGUUAUUGGAGCCACAGCCAUUGAGGAUCGAUUACAAGAAGGUGUACCUGAAACUUUAACUAAUUUAAUAUCGGCUGGGAUUAUUAUAUGGGUUUUAACCGGUGAUAAGCCAGAAACGGCAAUUAAUAUAGCGUAUUCCGCGAAACUUUUUUCACCAAACAUGGAAGUUUUAAAAAUUAUGGCCCGAUCAAAAGAAGCCGCGGAAAAUUCGAUUUUACUUUUUCUAUCAGAAAUUGAACGCGAACAAGGUGGUGAAACCGACGAGAAUUACCCGGAAGCGUCGGUGCGGAGUCGAAGAAGCAUGCAAGGACAAGCUCGCGCUUUGGUCGUUGAUGGAAAAACGUUAACGUUCAUUUUAGAUAGACGAUCAAAUCUGACAACGCCGUUCUUAAAGUUAUCAACGUAUUGUUCAUCGGUUUUGUGCUGUCGAGCUACCCCUUUACAAAAAGCUUACAUCGUUAAAGUCGUUAAAGAAGAAUUGAAGAUGAGAACGUUAGCUAUCGGGGAUGGUGCAAACGAUGUUUCAAUGAUUCAAACGGCGGAUGUUGGGAUUGGUAUUUCGGGGCAAGAAGGAAUGCAGGCUGUUAUGGCAUCCGAUUUUGCUUUGCCAAGGUUUAAAUUUUUAGAACGAUUCUUGUUGGUUCACGGACAUUGGUGCUAUGACCGAUUGUCGAAUAUGAUUUUAUAUUUUUUUUAUAAAAAUGCGGCUUUCGUUUUUUUAAUAUUUUGGUUCCAACUUUUUUGUGGAUUCUCUGGAACUGUGAUGAUCGACCAGAUGUACCUCAUGUUAUACAAUUUAUUAUUUACUUCUUUACCUCCGAUUGCCAUAGGCGUUUACGACCAAAACGCUCCCGAAGAACUGUUAAUAAACGAACCUUAUUUAUACAGAAGAGGACGCUUGGGACGCGCUUACAAAUCUCAUUCGUUCUGGUUAACACUUUUCGAUGCUUUAUAUCAAAGCAUUGCAGUUUUCUUUAUUUGUUUUUGCGUGUAUUAUGAUACAGACAUAGGACUUUUUGAGUUUGGGACCGUUUUAACAACAGCUUGUAUGUUUGUUAUGUUGUUACAUGCUGGUAUUGAAAUUAGAUCUUGGACUAUAAUCCACGUUUUAACUAUCGUUUUCUCCAUCAGCGUCUUUUACAUCUAUAGUUAUUUGUAUAACUCGAUUUGUGUGAGCUGUUUUGGUUUACCGAGUAGUUAUGGGGUGAUACAAAAUACGGCGAGUACCUUAAAUUAUUGGCUUGUGAUUCCUAUUUGUUGUGUAACAGCCAUUUUGCCAAGGAUAAUUAUUCGAGUUGCGAAGAACAUUUUCUACCCGGAGGAAGUGACCAAGGCGGUUAUAGAACAUAGAAGAGCUGCUAGAAGAGGUGAGGGAUUUCUAGUAAGUUGGUCUAGGUCGACUUCAGCGUCUUCAAUUUACAGAACCGCCAAUAACCGGUCUCAGGAUAACAUUGUAACGGUAACGGGAUGAUUAAAAAGAUAAUUAAGAAGAUGUACAUUUUCCCAAAGUGACCUUAAAAUAAAUUUCUUAUCGACAAGAAAGUACCAACAAAUUAAAAGUAUAUAUGUAUACAAAAGUAGUUAAAAUAAUUAGGAAAAAAGAACUUGCAUUUUUUUAUAGGCUGUGACGCAACAAUUAACUUUGUAUUUCUAUACUAUAGGAGUUAAGAGUUUAAAUAGGGACCAAAUUAGUAAAGUUGUAAUUUAUUUUUUACUCUGUGCGUGAUGAUUGAUUUCCCCUUUUUUUUUAUUUAAGUGCCAUUCGCUCCUUAAACCCUUUAAAUCAAUUUUUAAAACACUAUUUAGUAGAGAGAGUUGUUUUUUUGGGUACUUAACACUAAGAAAUAAAUAUAUAAUUAAUUAAUUUUUUUCUUCGACCAGUUACCAAGUUAGUAGUGAGUUUAAAAUGUAAAUAAAUCAUCCCUGACUUUCAUUUCAAUGUGAUUACAAUUUUUUUUUCACAAUUUUAUCAUUGCAAUAUCUCGUUGUUCCUUUAAUUUAAUGUUAUUACCUAUGUUUUUUUUUGUUUAAAUUAAUUUAAUUACAAUACAUGGUGAUACUAAUUUUAUAUUGUUGUAGUACUUGCCAAUAAUGUAAUUAAUCAAUUUUAUCGUUUAUUCUUUUAAGUGGUUAUUGUAAUAAUUAAUUAUUUCGGAAACCAAAAUAAUACGGCACGGCAACCUCAAGUCAAUUCUAAAUGAAAUAUAGAGAAGAAAAUAUGUUUGCCUUAAUCUAAUGUGAAAAAUCUAUCUUUAAGUUAUUUUAGGCGUUAGGAAUUGAUAAAUUAACAGACCCGAAAUUAAUAAAUAGUCGUUAACCGUUGAGUUUUGUCGUAUAAGAGUAUAUGAAAAUGUUAAAACACAAAUUUUUACUAAUUAAUAGCUAUUUUUAUCAUCAUUGAAAAUUGUAUUUAUGUUUAGUGAAACAUUUUUUAUUGAAAUAAGGGGGAAACAGUAUUAAACGAGUUGAAGUUUC